AUGGCGUACAACGGUGAUUUAGGCCAAUCCUCAGAACUGACUUUCACCAUGGAACCAAGUGACGUUGUGGCGGUUGAGGCUCACCCUCUCAAGCUGCAUUGCCAAGUGGAAGGAAUGGAGCCCAUUAGCAAGUCAUGGAGGAAGAAUGGAGUCCUGCUGACUGACAGCGAGCACAUCUCGUUGCUUCCCAAUGGUUCGCUCUACAUCACAAAGUUCCAGAAGCUGCGGGAAGAUGGUUCCUCUGACGAGGGGGAAUAUGACUGCACUGCCCAGAACCGUUUGGGACUAGUGGUCAGCCGGAAGGCAAGAGUGCAAGUUGCAACUCUGUCUCCAUUCCAUGUGCAGCCUCAGUCGAUGGUUGUGGAGGAAGGCGGCGUUGCCAGGUUUCAGUGCCAAAUUCAUGGUUUACCAGAACCACUGAUCAUGUGGCUGAAGAAUCGCAGGCCUCUUGAACCAAGUGAUGACAGGUUUACCUUUCUACCCACGGGGGUCCUCCAGAUUACACGAGUGGGAGAAGAAGACAGUGGAAUCUACCACUGUGUGGCUGCCAAUACUGCCAACACAAGGCAUAGCGAAGAAGCCAGCCUUACUGUGUCAGGAUCCCACUCCAAUGUUUAUAAGGAGCCAGCAAUCCUGGUUGGUCCUGAGAACCUCACACUAACUGUGCACCAAACAGCUGUUCUGGAAUGCGUGGCAACAGGAAACCCUCGACCAAUUGUCUCCUGGAGCCGUCUAGACGGCAGGCCGAUCGGUGUGGAGGGAAUCCAGGUGCUUGGCACGGGGAACCUGAUGAUCUCUGACCUGUCUGUGCAGCAUUCUGGGGUGUAUGUGUGUGCGGCCAACAAACCAGGGACACGGGUGAGGCGUACGGCCCAGGGGAGGCUGGUGGUCCAAGCACCUGCAGAGUUCGUGCAGUAUCCACAGUCCAUAUCGAGACCUAUAGGAACCACAGCCAUUUUCAAUUGUCUGGCACAAGGGGAGCCAGUACCUCAACUUACCUGGCUGAAAAAUGGGGAAAUCUUGGCACCCAGUGGCCACAUCAAACUGAAGAACAACAACAACACCCUGACAAUAAAUGGAAUCUCUCCGGAGGAUGAAGCAAUCUACCAGUGCAUUGCUGAAAAUGAUGCUGGUUCGACGCAGGCAAGCGCACGGUUAACGGUCCUCUGGGCAGAGGGGCUUCCUGGACCCCCUCGGGAAGUGAAAACCACAGCGCUCUCAGCAACAGCCAUUCAAGUAUCCUGGAGCGAGCCCUUGGAGAAUACGAGAGACAUUAUUGGCUAUGUCCUACACAUCAGGAAAACUGCAGAUCCAGUGGAGAUGGAGUACCAGGAGGCUGUGAGCAAAACUACCCUACAGCAGGUGGUGACUGAUCUUGAGUCAUCCACCAGUUACACUUUCUACAUAAAGGCUUAUACCUCGCGAGGAGCCAGCAAGCCCUCUGAGCCAGCCGUCAGGAGCACACUGGGCGAAGUUCCAGCUGUACCAGCUCUUUUCAUCAAGGUCCUGAACAGUACCGCCAUCCAGGCAGCGUGGGAAUCCAGCAUUAAGCUCGGUCAGUAUGAAGGAUUCAAGUUGUAUUAUCGUCGGAUUCAUGGGGCGCACUUCACUGGGCCUGUGCUCCUUCCUCGCAAUGUGACGUCAUACAACAUUACUCAGCUGGACCCAAAGAUUGCCUAUGAAGUGAAGCUUCUAGCUUUCAAUCGCCAUGGAGAUGGGAAUUCCACGGUUCGCUUUGUGGCUCUGCAAGAUGCUGCUGAAAGAUCUGUUUUGAACACUCCGUGUGACUGCCUGAAAGAGGAGCACAAUAGCAAAACAUCUACAACUGGCAUUAUCAUUGGAACCCACAUCGGUGUCACCUGCAUCAUCUUCUGUGUUCUGUUCCUUGUUUUUGGAUACCGUGGAAGGUUGCUGAUGUGUAAAAAUGAUGAAGAUGGUCUAGCGACCCCUCAGGCUCCAUCCAGGGCCCAGAGAAAUUCACAAGGACUUGUCCUGAAUGGUGGAGUGGGUAGAGGCAGGGAAGAGUUCACAGCCAACAGGAAGAUGGCUGAUAUCAACGAGCUGGAAAGACUGUUUCCUGCAUCACUUCCUAAUGACCACCAGCACAAGGGAAUUACGUCAAAUAAUAUCUCGCCCAUCUCCGAAGAACAGCCCAGUCUGAUCUGCCAGAAUUCUGUAUUCCCACUGGACGAGUUUGUUGUGACUCAGGAACAGCACGCUACCUUUGAAACUGUUGUGCAGUGCUCUUUAGACUGCUCUGAAUUAAAUGUUAAACAGCUCAGCUUUUCAGUAACAAAGGACAAUAGUUCAGUAACCGCAGAGUGA
Pristis pectinata (smalltooth sawfish) is the source of this 2325-nucleotide messenger RNA. It is a transcript of the gene igdcc3, whose product is annotated as immunoglobulin superfamily, DCC subclass, member 3. The transcript is spliced from 14 exons. Gene Ontology annotation, cellular component: axon; plasma membrane. Gene Ontology annotation, biological process: cell-cell adhesion; axon guidance. NCBI's taxonomy places the organism in Eukaryota, Metazoa, Chordata, Chondrichthyes, Rhinopristiformes, Pristidae. The coding region runs from base 1 to 2325 and encodes 774 amino acids. The record is from RefSeq and is a predicted model, not a curated record. Gene Ontology annotation, molecular function: protein binding.